This is a messenger RNA of Bactrocera tryoni, 1005 nucleotides long. RefSeq names its product nuclear pore complex protein nup43. The coding region runs from base 517 to 1005 and encodes 162 amino acids. Lineage: Eukaryota; Metazoa; Arthropoda; Insecta; Diptera; Tephritidae. The transcript is spliced from 3 exons. The record is from RefSeq and is a predicted model, not a curated record.
CUCGACGCGAGCGGUUGUACGUAGCGGAUAAGCGACCACACGGUGUAUAAGUAGCAGUUAAAAAAAAUAAUAAUAACAACAAAAAAUACAACAAAGUGUGCAUGAAGAAUAGUGAGUAAGAUAUCAGUUACGUGUGAGCAGCUAAGCGUAUAAGAACAGUUAAAAAUAUACAUAUGUACAUAUAAGAGCACAUGUGUCUGUGAGAUAAAAAGAAUUUUCAGUCAAGAGAAGUGCGAUAGUGCUCUUCUUCUUCUUCGCCUAUACCAACAGUGCUACUUAAGAGUGUAAAAAAAAAUAAAUACAACAAUAAGCAAGUCGCAUUAAAAGUGAGUGAAAAAGUGUAACAGUAAAAGGCAAAAAUAACGCAAAAAACUCGAGAUCAGCGAAAAACCCGUUAAGCCACACGCAUUUUAUCUAGCAAACGAAAGUGUCUCAGAAAGUAAGCAAAAUACAGCGAAAAGGCAGUACAAUACAUACCGACAUAGCAAUAAUAAAGCGACUAAACGGUAAAUAAUAAUGUCACCAUUUACAAGCGAUUUGAACGGCAGCAGCAACAACAUGAACAUGAUGAGCUAUGCGGACAGCAUGUCACUGAUGGCACGCGGCAAUGCCAGCGACAAUGCCAACCGCAACAAUAGCAACAUGAACAACAAUAGCAACAACAACGAAAGCGACAACAGCAGCGGAUGUGACAAUAUGUCGUUGCUGAGUCGCUGCCGUCGCAACAUCAGCAUGGGCGCUAGCAAUUUGAUGAGCUACCAGAAUAUGCUCGUUAUGCUAACGGUAUUGGUGUGCGGCCUUGCCACUGUUAACGGGCUCAAGUGCCACAUGUGCGGCCAGUAUAACGAGGGCGUCGGCUCGAUUACGCCCUGUCUCAACUAUUCGGAUCAAUAUGCACAUCUCUACUUGAAGGAAUGUUCGAAGAAAAGCGAGAAAUACUGUGUGUUCCAAGUCAUUAGUUUUACCACGAACCAUCCACCGUUAACUUUUAUAAACCUUACCUAA